GAGCUAUUUGUUUACCGCAUCGCGCAUCUCAACCAAAGUAAGCUGGUGUACGGUGUUUUCUGGCCGAAAAGGAAAAUUCUAGCGCAAUGGGAACGGACGAUGUUAGCAAAGGGGAGAAAAUUCUCAACGGGUUUCAAAUCAAUUGGAUGAUACUGCGGGAUGCGGAUACGGGUAAGAUUAUCUGGCAGGAGAACAAGGAUUUCUCCUGUCCCGACGUCGAACACGAAGCGAAGGUACCGGUAAAGAUACUCAGUUUGCGUGCCGUGUCACGGGAAAUCAACUUCAGCACCGUCGAAGCGAUGGAAAACUUUCGCCUCGAUCAGAAGGUGCUCUUCAAGGGACGCAUUAUGGAGGAAUGGUUUUUCGAGAUGGGAUGGGUCAGUCCGAACACGACCAACACCUGGCAAUCGACCAUUGAGGCCGCACCCGAGUCCCAAAUGAUGCCAGCCAAAGUACUGAAUGGAAACGUUACCAUCGAAACGAGCUUUUUCGAUGGUGAAACACUAAUCAGCAAAUCGGUUGUCCGGUUAUAUUACAUUUAGAAGCGGCAGAGUUCACUCCACGCCCGGGUGGUAGCUCUGGUACCCGCACCGUUAACUGGUAGUGCAAAUGUUUUUUCAACGAAAUCCCACUCUCACCUCUCGUGUCGAUGGAAUAUGGACUACAAUCACGCUGAUACUUAUAAUGAAUUGCCCAGUUUCAUGGGACCACAUCUUUGACGAGGAGAUCUUAUGGGCACCACUGUUGGACUUUCUUCAAUCGCUGACAAGGGCUGAAUAGUGAAACAUCGGAAUCAUUUUGCUGCACAAGCCACUUUUUGUUAGGGAUACUCAACAAGCAAGUUAGAUAGAAUUCCAAUAGACAACAACCUUGUCUCCGAGGCAGCUUGCUUGCCGAAUGGUUACGAUUCAUUGUAUGAAUCUUCGUUCGAAUCACACUAAAGCGCACGCCAAAGUGCUCGCUAAGCUAACAAACUAAUCAACUUAAGGAUAAGUUAUCACAGAAUUAAGCACCGUUUUAUGUGUAAGUGAGCUGUUUUUAUAUUAAUGUAAGAGAGUCGCUGAACUACUACUUGCCUAGGUUCAGCUACAAAGGAAGCUGUGUCUCUUAUGUUUUAUGAUAAUAACAAAUACAUGUCACCAAA
Anopheles moucheti is the source of this 1144-nucleotide messenger RNA. It is a transcript of the gene PrBP, whose product is annotated as probable cGMP 3',5'-cyclic phosphodiesterase subunit delta. NCBI's taxonomy places the organism in Eukaryota, Metazoa, Arthropoda, Insecta, Diptera, Culicidae. The transcript is spliced from 3 exons. Gene Ontology annotation, biological process: sensory perception of light stimulus. The record is from RefSeq and is a predicted model, not a curated record. The coding region runs from base 87 to 542 and encodes 151 amino acids. Gene Ontology annotation, cellular component: cytoplasm.